Exophiala aquamarina CBS 119918 is the source of this 459-nucleotide messenger RNA. RefSeq lists its product as uncharacterized. NCBI's taxonomy places the organism in Eukaryota, Fungi, Ascomycota, Eurotiomycetes, Chaetothyriales, Herpotrichiellaceae. Bases 1 to 459 code for a protein of 152 amino acids. The record is from RefSeq and is a predicted model, not a curated record. The transcript has a single exon.
AUGACCAGGAACGAGGGUGAUAACGGCGACGACGAGGAGAAUACGGAAGCAUUUGGACAUGCGUUUGCGGGAUAUUUCCUACCAUAUCCAGGUUCGAAGUUCGAAGGGCUCGUAUCGACCAUCUGCGAAGACCCUCCCAUACUGAACUGGAUUUAUGUCGACAACGACACUUACGAGGUGAAGUACGGGGUUCGGCUAGAUGCCCAAGAUAAUGUCACUGGUCCAUUUGAUUGUACGAGACAAGACCGACGGAUGACGCUUGAAGGCUGGGAGGGAUUCGUUGUCGUCGAAGAAGCCCCCAGCUUAUGGGCGCUAUACUUCGAUCGUGAUGACGAUGGGUUGCGGUCCAAGCUUGGUCCAGGCAAACGGGUUUUGGAAGUCGAAUUGUGGAGGAGAGAAAAAAGAUGGAAAAAGGAUCCGCUUGUCCGACAAGAGGAACAAGCAAAACAAACAACAUAG